Messenger RNA from Pocillopora meandrina, 1494 nucleotides. The record is from the annotation of a GenBank genome assembly. NCBI's taxonomy places the organism in Eukaryota, Metazoa, Cnidaria, Anthozoa, Scleractinia, Pocilloporidae.
AUACAGACGUCAUGUUCCCUCACAGGUGCUGUGCUAAAUCUUCCUUUUGAAACCAGAACUGCUCAACAAUUUCGUACAAUAAGGAUUAAAUGUGAAGUAAAAGGUGAGAAUUUUAUCGCCUGGGAAACACCUUCCAGGGAAGCAAGUUUUGGGCUUCCCGCUAUUGAAAGCAUUAACAUCACGUUGAAUCAGGAGUCUGGUAGAUUACGGGUACAAGCAAACGAUCAUUACUACGUUCUGGUGAUAGAAGACGUCAAAGUUGAUGAUGGAGGUAAUUACACAUGCUGGGGAUCUGAGGAAUCAAAGAGCUUCACUCUGGAGGUCGAUUGUAAGUGUUAAGAAAUAAGACUUAAAAUAUAACCUGUUCAGGCGUUCGGUUAGUACAAUGACGAGCGAUUGCACGAGCACGAUACUUGCGAGUGAGUGAAAAGGCGAAGGUGGUUUGGGUCGGGCUGGGCCGGGUACCCGACCCAAACUUCCCCCGCUUUUUCCCCCUUCCGCUACCAUACUACCGCCUUUUACUAUCGCGCUUUGUGUCACUGACUGGACGCCUGGACCGACUACUUUAAAUACGUUUAAUUCAACUUAAUGUCGCAUCUGAUUCAGAGACUUUAGACAAAGUACUUGGAACCUUUUCGUUUUGGGGUAAACAGUAAUUCGACCUCAUGCACUUCAUUAGGGUUCAUAUCUCGGGGGCGUAAACCGGUUUUUUUUUUUAAGACACAAAAUAAUGUUAGAAGUGGUGCUUUAAACCUGUUCAUUUUCCACACAAGUCAUUGUUUAUACAAGCCGCAGCUUUUGUAAUACGAGGGGUUUUGGUGAGUCUUUAGUCAGCUGUGACCUCUGUUAGAUGUGAAAUCAAUCAUACAAAUGCAUCGCAUCUUACCGCGGCUCACGUUACACACAAAAUCACAUCGCGCAAGCCCACAUUUCACUUUUCUUGCGCUUGCUCAUGAAGGCUCUGAAGGGUAAAUGGUUAACUGAUGUAUGCUUUAUAACUCCAGGCAAUUUAGGAAGAAAAAACAAUUCUUACGAUUUAGCAGAGGUGAUAAAUGAAAGCAGUGAACUUCUGUGAGUCAUUUACGUGAACAUUUUUGCGUCAUGUUUGAGAAGCGCUGGUAUCACUAAUGGCCCAGUUCACGGCUUAUCAACGUCACACCAUAAUUUUCCUCUGUAAACGUCCCUAACCUCACCUUUUCACCAGUUUUUAGCCAUGGCGUCAAGACACCUCAACGACUGAACUACGGCCAAAAUGGUACUAUACAACUAGAACUAUCCGCUUACCCACCACUGAAAUAUCAUUGGACAAAAGAUCGCGAGGAGUUGACUCUUCCCACGGACGGGAAGGUCAUGGAUCCAUAUAGUGGCUCAAUAAGAAUCACCAGGGUAGGGAGGGACGACGCUGGAAUGUAUACAUGUAGAGCGGUUUGGAAGGAGGGAAGGUCUACGGAGACUGAAGACUCUGUUGAAAUUGAAGUCUUUGUUGUGGGUGAG